GGGCUGGUGUUCAUCAUGUCCUACUACGAGCAUAUCCUCUUUGACGAUGAAUUCAACGACACCGGCUCCGGAUCCGGCUCGGGUGACUUCGGGGAGGAUCUGGAGGAGCCCUGCGAGGUCGAGCACGUUAUGACGGCCGACCUUCAGCAGGUCUUCUUGCCCGUGGUCUACUCUCUCAUCUUCCUCCUGGGCAUCACCGGCAACGGCCUGGUGGUCUUCGUGCUGGGCUGCCAGCGCAGGUCCAAAUGCAGCCUCACCGACCGGUACCGGCUCCACCUGUCAGCGGCCGAUCUCCUCUUCGUUCUGGCCCUCCCGUUCUGGGCCGUGGAUGCGGCCAUGGCGGACUGGCGCUUCGGUGCCGCCACCUGUGUCGGCGUGCAUGUGAUCUACACGGUCAACUUGUACGGCAGCGUGCUCAUCCUGGCCUUCAUUAGUCUGGACCGCUACCUGGCGGUGGUUCGAGCCACCGACACCAACACAGGGGGGCUGAGGCAGCUGCUGGCACACCGACUGGUGUAUGUGGGUGCCUGGUUGCCCGCUGGUCUGCUGGCGGUCCCCGACUUGAUAUUUGCCCGAACGCAAGAAGGAGGCGAGGGGAGCACCCUGUGCCAGAGAUUUUACCCAGCGGAAAAUGCUCCUCUCUGGGUGGCUGUCUUCCACCUGCAGCUGGUCCUGGUGGGUCUAGUCAUCCCGGGUCUGGUGCUCCUGGUGUGUUACUGCGUCAUCGUCACCCGGCUGACACGGGGCCCGCUCGGCGGCCAGAGGCAGAAGCGGCGGGCGGUGAGGACCACCAUCGCGCUGGUGCUCUGCUUCUUCCUGUGCUGGCUGCCCUACGGAGCCGGCAUCUCCGUGGACGCCAUGCUGCGCCUGGAGGUCCUGCCGCGCAGCUGCAGCCUGGAGGCGGUGCUGAGCGUGUGGCUGGCGGUGGCCGAGCCCAUGGCCUUUGCUCACUGCUGCCUGAACCCACUGCUCUACGCCUUCCUGGGGGCCGGGUUUAAGAACUCAGCCCGCAGAGCCCUGACUCUCAGUCGAGUCUCCAGUUUGAAGGUUUUACCCAGAAGACGCAACGGGGCCUCCACGACCACCGAGUCCGAGUCGUCCAGUUUACAUUCCAGCUAGUGUUUGCCUGCGCUCUCUGUGGGUUUACAAACCAUCUAAGAACUCAGAAGUCCGCUGGCGGGCUUCUCUCGC
Messenger RNA from Nerophis lumbriciformis (worm pipefish), 1191 nucleotides. RefSeq names its product C-X-C chemokine receptor type 4-like. Gene Ontology annotation, cellular component: external side of plasma membrane; membrane. NCBI's taxonomy places the organism in Eukaryota, Metazoa, Chordata, Actinopteri, Syngnathiformes, Syngnathidae. Gene Ontology annotation, biological process: brain development; positive regulation of cytosolic calcium ion concentration; neurogenesis. The record is from RefSeq and is a predicted model, not a curated record. Gene Ontology annotation, molecular function: C-C chemokine receptor activity; C-C chemokine binding.